This is a messenger RNA of Podarcis raffonei (Aeolian wall lizard), 5304 nucleotides long. It is a transcript of the gene NPHP4, whose product is annotated as nephrocystin 4. Lineage: Eukaryota; Metazoa; Chordata; Lepidosauria; Squamata; Lacertidae. Gene Ontology annotation, biological process: negative regulation of canonical Wnt signaling pathway; protein localization to ciliary transition zone. Gene Ontology annotation, cellular component: non-motile cilium; ciliary basal body; cytoskeleton. The coding region runs from base 309 to 4679 and encodes 1456 amino acids. The record is from RefSeq and is a predicted model, not a curated record. The transcript is spliced from 30 exons.
GUUCGGUGGGGAGGGUAGGUGGCAGAAGAGGAACGCAAGGAGACAAAGAGAGGGCGGGCGGGGCGACAGGCAGAGGAGAAUAAAACCUAGAAGGAGAUGGAACGAUACUGGGCGAAGGGCAGUGGCGAAAGGCAACGUUUGGUCCCUGGUGACGAAUGGGUGCCCUGUCCCCCCUCCAACCAAUAGGCGUGUGGUUCGGCCCGGACAAGAUGGCGGCGGCUGCGCGCCCAAAGAAGGAGAGCAUGAAAGCGGCAGGCAGAAGUCUCUGUAGCUGAGGUGAAAACGGUGCCAGCAUUUCAGGCAGCAGGAUGGGGGAGUGGCAAAGGAUCUUUGUACAAAACUUGACGGUCCCUCCACACAACCAGAGGAGACGGCACUCUCCACCCAGGGAUUCAACGGCGUUUCAGUUCAUCCUGAAGUCUGUGGAGGGAGAUGCAUUGAAGCUGAGAGCGUUGGACGAAAUGUCGGACGUGGAAUUCCAGCUGCGCCUUUCCUUCUUUGAUGUCACCUACCACCAUUUCUUUGGGAAGACCUGGAGGAGUGCCACAAAGCCCCUUAAAGCUGGGCUGGGACAUCCCCCUGCAGUGGUCUUCCACGAGACUGUUUAUUUCCACACAUCUUUGGAUUAUCCCAGCAUCAUUUUGGUGGUGGAGGUCGUAGCAACAGCCAGGAGGCGGGACGGGACCCCGCAGGAGAUGUCGUGUGGUUUUGGGAUCGUACAUUUGUUUAACAGCAGAUCUGAGCCAACAAACUUGAACUUGAAGGACAAAGGGCUCAGUUUGUAUCAUGGGACCCCACGAGCCCUCUUGCACCCACUUCUCCAAGAGCCAAUAGAGAUGAACAAGAACCUGAUGGUGAUUGACAGCUGUCAUCUUCAAUGCAGCUUGCAGCCACACCCACCCCUGGAGACUGUCUAUCACCUCCUGCCAGAGAACACCCCUGUGUCUAGCUUGCAGAGAAUCCCUGGCAUGCUAGCAGCCCAUGAAGGAGACUUAUUCCAGAAGCCACGACUCAUGAAGACAGUGACGUGGUACUUGGAGAAGCUGUCCAUCCACCUCUACCCUUCAUUGGAGAGAUUUGAAGAGGAGCUCUUGGACCUGCUCAUGAGUGAUCAGGGCAACUCGAUGCUGGAUGGGAACACCCUCGCGGUGCAGGAGAGGCGGCUGCACAUUGGGGUACACAACGGCUUUUGCUUUGUGCAGCCACCACAGGUGGUGGUGGUGGUGCCAGAGGCCGAGGUGGCUCGAGGGCGGACCGGCAGCUUACAGAGGAAACAAGGAGCCGGUGUCAGACCCAGUUCGGAGGGGCAAGCUCUUGUGCUGCGAAGCCGCAUACACUUGACAGAGAUGGUCCAUCACCCGGCCUUUGGAGUGGUCCUCCUGCUGGAGUAUGUCUUCUCCGUGGCAAGUGGACCAGAUGGGAAGACGCCAUCCGUUACAUCGCUGACAACGCCGGCUUACAUGCACUCAAUUCGCUGGGCUGUUUGGAACCCCUCGCCGGACGCAACUUCUUCAAACGUGGUCCUGCCAUUGCAAGGAGGAGUGCAACAUAAUCCCAGUCACGUUUUGGUUUACAAGACACCACCAGCCACCAUGAGCUCAGAAGAGGUGAAGCAGGUUGAGUCAGGGACUGUUCAGUUCCACUUCUCCACUGGCUCCGAGGAGCAACCUGCAGUGGCUGGAAAACCCUCAAGCAGCACGAAGGGAGAGGCUCCUCUCUCAAAGAAUCCUCCGCCCACGCCGUCCCCCAAGUCUCCACCUUCCCCUCAGGUGCUGGUUUCCACCCAAGAUUAUUCCCGAGGUCCUGGGCUGUCAAUAUCCCAGCUCUCUGUGCCUCCAGUGAGCUGCUCCUCCAAAACCCCAUCGCAGCCAUCUGGAGGGGCUCUGCCGUCCCAGUCCUCGGAGGCUCUGAGGCAGCUGCAGGAGCAGGAUAACCCCCGUGGAGCCAUCACCCACUUGGAGUCCAACCUCAGCUACAGCUCGCUGGCCCAGGAAUCCCCCACCGCAGAUCAGCUCCAGGAGCUGCCCUUCACACCAGUGCACGUGCCCAUCAUGGCCCUGGGGCCACACUCAGAAAGUCCUAGCACUGGCCUUACGCGGGCUGCUCUCGCCCGCUUGCGUGCAUCGGGAUUCCCUCAGCUCCUGGACUGCAACAAGGAGCCUGUCCAAAUUGUGGACCCUGUGGACCCUGUGAACUUCAUCCCACAGCGAGAAGAAGCUGAUCUCCUGCAGAACAAUGAAAUCAUCCUGCAGUUUCUUGCAUUUACCAGGGCUGCAGAGGACAGGACAGCCUUGGAAACGUGGCCCAAAACCAUCUAUUUCACCUUCCAGUUCUACCGCUUCCCUCCAGUCACAACUCCUCGAUUGCAGCUGGUCAAUGCAGAUACCUCGAAGGCAGCUCCAUUCAUUUCAUCUUCUCACAUCUUGGUGCAAAUCAAGGAAGAUGGGACCCUGAACCUUGGCUCCCCAGGUUUCCAGCUGAAAUAUAUGGUGGAUCCUGGUUUCCUCAAGCCAGGUGAGCAACGGUGGUUUAUCCGUUACCUGGCCGAGCACACUCUGCAAAUAGACGCGUGGGAUGGCGAUUCGUUGCUCCUCGUCGGAUCUGCUGCUGUGAAGCUGAAGCAUUUGCUCCGCCAGGGCCGGACAGCUGUCCAAGUCCACCAUGAGCUGGAGGUUAUCACCAUGGAAUACAAGCAGGACACAACCAUGAUGAGUGGAGAGAUUCUCAAGCACGGGGGUGUGAAGCCCAUUGGAGUCCAUGCUGUUGUGCGAGGACGUCUCCACCUGAGCCUGGCUAACAUUGGCCAUCUGUGUGAACAAAGGCAGAGGAAGUCCAUCUCUUUGCCACCUUCUCGCUCUCGGAUCAUCUCUUCCCAUGACGGGAACAGUGGCUUCCAUGGGGGCAGCUUGCUGUCUUCAAAUGCUUACAGCGUUGGGAACGUGUGCCAGGCACAAAAACUGGCCGAUGUGGACAGCGAGCUGGCGGCCAUGCUCUUCUCGCGCCUACGCGAAGUCAGCGCCACGUUCCAGCACAGCAGCCGCGAGGCCAGCGUCACCCGGAGGCGGAAGCUGGAGAGGAUGCUGUCGGUCCGGAGGCGGGAGUCCCAAGAGGGCGAUGCUGCAAAGAAAGCCAGCCUCAUCACGGGACGGCAUGAGGAUCGCAUCCAGCACUCCCGGGACCUCCAGAUCAUCGAGGCCUACCGGGAGCGCAUCAAAGCCGAGAGCAUCGCCAGCAUGCUGAGCCAGGCCAUUACCACCCGUCACACCCUCUACGCCACGUUUGGCACGGCUGAGUUCUUCGAGUUUGCCCUGAAGAACCCGUAUAAUGUCCAGCACACAGUCACCAUAGAGACGGACAACCCAGAGCUCAGUGUCAUUGUGGAUGCUAGAGAAUGGAGGCACUUCAAGAAGCUGACCCAAACCACCACCCCUCUGGAGGAGGACAUGUUUCACCUGCAGGACGACCUCACGCCUCAGGUGUACCUGCGCCCCAGGGAGACGGUCCACAUCCCCUUCAAGUACCAGGCCUUCUCCCUGGAGCAUGCUGCCACCAUGCAGCAAGGUCCCACGGAGCUGAUGUUCAGCAAAGGCAAGGAGGACUCCGCAGCCCCCUGGAAGUCCUGUGGCAUACAAACAAAGCACAUCAGGGUCUCCUUCACUGCAAGCGGUGGGAAGCUCCUUGCCAUCCUCAGCGUGAACGUGGAAUCCCAGCCCCAUGUGGUAGAUCAGACCUUCCGCUUCUAUCACCCGGAGCUCACCUUUCUCAAGAAAUCCAUCCGUUUGCCUCCUUGGCACACCCUUCCAGGUGCCCCAGUGGGUAUGCCGGGUGGAGAACCAGAGAUGUUUGUGCGUUGCAGUGACCCCAACAUUGUUUGUGAAACCAAGAAAAUGAAAUUAAUUCAACACUACUGGGUAAGGUCUGGUACGUCACAAUCUGGUCUCGGUCUUCCCACCCAGGGGCCUGGCGAACCUCAGGAUGUCUUUCUGAAAGUCGCAGGGGGCCCAAGUCCACAGAUCAAGAGGUUCUUCCUUUCUAUUUACACGGACCCCUGGCUGGCUGCUCCGACACAGAUCUGGCAAUUCUACCUCCAUUCUUUGCAGCGGGUGGAUGUUAGCUGCAUAACAGGGCAGCUGACCCGCCUUUCACUGGUGCUCAGAGGGACUCAAGCCAUCCGGAAGGUGAAAGCGUACACCUCACACCCUCAUGAGCUGACGGUGGACCCAGAAGGCAUCUUCAUCCUCCCUGCAAAUGGCGUGCAAGAUCUGCACCUCGGCGUGAGGCCUCAGAGUGCCGGCAGCCGGUUUGUCUACCUCAACCUGGUGGAUGUCGAAUACCAUCAGCUUGUCUCUUCCUGGCUGGUGUGCCUAUCCUGCCGGCAGCCUCUUGUCUCCAAGGCUUUUGAAAUCGUGCUCCCCCCUGGUGGAGGGAAAGGCUCAAACAAGAGGAUCACCUACGCCAACCCCUAUCCAUCCCGGAGGGUCUAUUUCCUGCACACCAACCGGCCGGACCUUCUACAGUUCAAGGAGGAUUCCUUUGAGAUCGGUGGAGGGGAGACGUACACCAUCGGCUUGCGAUUUGCCCCGAGCCAGAGUGCUGGCGAAGAGGAAAUCCUGAUUUAUAUCAAUGAUCAUGAAGACAAGAACGAAGAGACUUUCUGCGUGAAGGUCACCUACCAGUAGUGUUGUAAGGUGUAUGCGUUUGUGUGCCCUUGCCUCGAUUGUUUCCCACUCUCCUGCAAUCCAUCAAACUUCCCUAAAGGGACAGUACCGCUCCCUUCACGAUCCCCGUCUGCAAACAGCCUUUGCGCCCCUGAAUUGUCGCCGGCCACAAGUCUUCAGAGAGAUUACCUCCCCCACUCCGCUACCUCAGAGCGUGGGACACAUGGCCUCCACUUGAGUGUACUUUAGCUUGCAUCCCAUCAAGCCCCUGCUAAGCCUGCGUGAUUGAUUGCCUGAGUGGAUUCCUGGGACGUCAGCGUGACCUCCAACCACGCAGCUGAGUCGUCCCUGUUAUACCCCCACCCCCUUUCCUCCUUGCUCCGGAUCGAAAAUUCAUUUCUCUCGCCAUGAAAUGUCACUGGCUGGUAGAAGGCAGCUGAGGCUUUCAGACCUUUAACAUGGCAGUGCAAGCUUGUUUGCCAAUUUGUUUGGUUUUGUAACAUUAUUUUUACACAGAGGUUGGGUUUGGGGCAUGUUUGGGUGCUUGUUUGUUUUUUAAUUAAAGAAAGGAUCAUAACCAGAAGAACAUACGUGCCUUCUCAUUCUUGUUGAAUGAAUUAAACUUAAUUGUUUAAAGCCACCACAA